AACUGAAGGAAAAAUAGUGUUGGUUUCUGGUUUUCCUCGUUCUUCUUGCUGAGAAACUGAAAAAUAUCGAAAGAAUAAGUUUUUUAUUUACAUUAGUACUAGCUAUGCUUGGCAUCCAAUAAACGACAAUGACAACCGUGUUCUAGUGUUUUCAAUCAGUUAUUUUUACCAAUGCUGUUGUUACAUCGUCUGCUUCUUGGGAUUUGACAGUUCUCUGGAACUUUAUAACUUUUAUCCAGACACCUAAAUGAAUCGUCAUGCACGAAAGAUUAACCUUUGACCGAUAUAGAUAACACCUCUAAAAAGUAAAUAAGUUGCGUAGGCUGACACUUUCGAUAAUAUUUUUUCAAUAACUUGUGCUGUUUUGUUCGAGGGAGUUUAAUUUGUGUCAAAAAUGAAUCAACAGCGAUCAAACUCUAUUAAUUCAAACACUUUUAGAAACUCAUCUAACGUUCUAACCAGUGGAUCUGGACCACAAAUUGUCGGGACAAAUGUUCAAUCAAUUCCACCCCCAGUACCACCUCGCCGACCAAAUUCUUCUUAUACUGGUUAUAAUAAUUACUCAGGAAUUGGUUCUUCUUAUUUAGGAGGAGGUAUAGGAGGCGGAUAUGGAAUGGGAAGUAGUUUGGGUUACAGAGGUUAUGGGGGUUACGGAGGUUAUAGUUCCUUAGGCAGUUAUGGAUCGUACGGUGGUGGUGGAUACGGAUCUUAUGGGUAUCCACCAUACAACGGUGGGCAAUUCGUAGCUCCUAGUGGAGAUGUCGAAAACAGAUUUGUGCAAUACGCAGAAGAAAGCACCAGGCCAGCUUUUCAGUCUAUAGAGGCGAUGGUACACACAUUUUCAUCCGUCACAAUGAUGUUAGAAUCGACAUUUUUCGCAAUGACGAGUUCCUUCAGAGCAAUUUUAGGUGUCGCUGAUAACAUGGGAAAAUUACGAGCAAUGUUUGGCCAAAUGUUAAGCAGUUUCGCUUUAGUACGUUUUUUAAAAUGGCUGUAUUGGAGAGCAAAACGCUUGCUUGGUUUACGAGGCCACGAUCCUAACGAUGAAUCCGCUUGGGAACAAACUGUAUCCGAAGUAAUGAGUGGAACAGGAACUGAACCUACGCCUUCUACUUGGCCCAUUUUCAUGUUCCUAAGCUUGCUAGUCGCUGCUCCAUAUUUAGUUCACAAAUUAGUCAGUAGCACCAAAAAUCCAAAUUUUCAAGUUUCAGCCGACAAUCCUAAAGACUGGGUAAAAUACAACGAGCCGUUGUAUACAGCAACGGCUUUGUAUGACUUUGUCGCUAGUAGCAGCGAAGAACUGAGUUUAAAGACUGGUCAGAAACUCUGGCUCGCUCCACAGGCUUUGCAGCCAAAGAAUUUGCCAGGUUGGUGGAAGGCCACCGAUAGCAUCAACGUUGGACUAAUUCCUGCAACUUAUGUAACUAUAGUAGGACAAUUAAAGAAGAAGCCAGAAUCAAAUCCUAUUAUAAGUGAGCCAGUGCCCGAAGAAAUUGCCCAAGAUUUAAGUGCCACUACAAUAGGGAUUCCCAAAGAGAAACCGGACGACUGCAAUUUAGAAACCGACCAGCAACAAAAACCCUGCGAAAAUAGAGAGAUUCAAGAAAAGAAUGAAGAGAUUUUUCAGCAAUAAUUAAGCAUCAAACUAUUUGUAAAUAACUUAUUUUACUUGCAGUACUGGGACUGGAAUUGAAUUGGAAUACCUGAUGUCAAAGGUUGACUUGAUUUUCACUAGCUUGAAACUGUGAGUCUGAUUUAAUUUAUUGUAUCAUAUUUUAGGAUUCACUAGUUAUGAGUGAGAAGGAAAUCAAAAAAUGAACAACUUUUAAAUACUAAUUAAGCUACUGCACUUUCGUGGCAAAAUUAAUGAUUAAAAAUAAUAUAAGCUAUUAUUAUCUCUAAAAUCUAAAAAUAAUUUGACCGAAAAAUGUCUUGAUAGACUUGAUAAGGAUGGAAAAAGUCCCAGAUCUGUUUGUCAGGCACGUGACAAGCAAACACUUUUGAUUGGAAUUAGUCGAGUUAGAAUUUUGAAACUAGUCAGCAUUCACUUUCCAUAGAGAUCCUCAAGGGAGAGUUGAGACACGGGUCACUCAAAAUCUGAUUGGCGCCGCUGUACCGGAACUAGUUAAACUUGUAUGAGUUUUGAUUGGAAUGAGUUGGCGUUAUCUUCAAAUGACAAUUUUAUUUUUAAGAGGAUUUAAUAUAGAGAAUAGAGACAACGCUCAAACAAGAACAUUAUUCAUUAUUGGGAAGGUUAGUUAUUAAGGUUAGGAGAAAAUAUUAUUCAGUUUGAAACACAUAUACUUCAAAAUUUUCAUAAAAAAAAAGAAUUAUUAAAAAUUAAAACUGUUCAAACUUUUCGUGCCCCAUGAAAAUAUCAAGUUCUGGUACAGCGGCGACUAUUGGAGGGGGAAACGUGUCUCAACUCUCCCUAAAGGAUCUCUAACUUUCCAGAGAGGAGUUUAUUGUAUACAUUCCUACGACAUUAGAACAAUAAUUAUGUCAGCUUCUUCCUUUACUUCAUUGAAGUUAAAUGAGAUUCAAAGUUAUAAUUCUGACAGGAAAUUAACUGGAAGUUAAUAGGAAACACGUGUCUCGUUUUCCUUUGGGGAUAAAUCUAUUUGUACCAUUUGUAAAAAAAGAAAGCUAUAAGUUUAUAGAUACCGAAUAAAGUUCACAGUAAAAAAUGUAAA
Molecule: messenger RNA, 2693 nt
Organism: Belonocnema kinseyi
Lineage: Eukaryota; Metazoa; Arthropoda; Insecta; Hymenoptera; Cynipidae
Gene: Pex13
Product: probable peroxisomal membrane protein PEX13
Exons: 5
Coding region: 395-1633 (412 amino acids)
Biological process (GO): protein import into peroxisome matrix, docking
Cellular component (GO): peroxisomal importomer complex; peroxisome; peroxisomal membrane
Molecular function (GO): protein binding
Source: RefSeq, a predicted model, not a curated record